CAGCAGACAUUUUGUAAUGCAUUUAUAUUCGUAAUGGAUUAACACUAAGAGUUAGGUCUGCAGGCUGUCUAUUUACUUGUGGUUUACUGUAGAAUGAGUCAUCUUGAUGUAAUUCUUCUAUUCAUUACCAAAGAAGGAGCUGCGUCGCCUCCGCAGAUUUCACCUCUCGGCCAAACCCUCCGGACGCACGGCUGCUGUGGACUCAGACAAGCUCAUCUGAUCGCCUUUGGAGAGGUCCCAGGAGCUAUCUCACCUCCACCAUGACUGAUCGCUUUGACUGCUACUACUGCCGUGACAACCUGCACGGGAAGAAGUACAUCAAGAAGGAUGACAAGCACGUGUGCACCAAGUGCUUUGAAAAACUCUGCGCCAACACCUGUGCCGAGUGCAGACGCCCCAUCGGCGCCGACGCCAAGGAGCUGCACCACAAGAACCGAUACUGGCAUGAGGACUGCUUCCGCUGCGCCAAGUGCUACAAGUCCCUCGCCAGUGAGCCGUUCAGCGCUCGGGAUGAUGGCAAGAUAAUGUGCGGCAAGUGUAACUCCAUCACGGAGGGCAACCGCUGCCAGGGCUGCUACAAAGUGGUCCUGCCAGGAGCCAAGAAUGUGGAGUACAAGAACAAGGUAUGGCAUGAGGAAUGCUUCAAAUGCUUUGAGUGCAAGGAGCCGAUCCGCACGCAGAGCUUCCUGACCAAAGGGGAUGACAUCUACUGCGCUCCCUGCCAUGACAAGAAGUUUGCCAAGAAGUGCUUCCACUGCAAACAGCCCAUCACCUCUGGAGGAAUCAGCUACCAGGACCACCCAUGGCACUCCGAGUGCUUCGUGUGCAACACCUGCAAAAAACCUCUGGCUGAGACUCGCUUCACCUCCCAUGAGAACAACCAUUACUGUGUGAACUGCUUCAAGUCUGAUGUGGCCAAGAAGUGCCAUGGCUGCAAGAACCCCAUCACAGGGUUUGGCCAUGGCACCAACGUGGUGAACUACGAGGGAUUCUCCUGGCACGACUACUGCUUCAACUGCAAGAGAUGCAGCCUCUCUCUGGCCAACAAGCGUUUCGUCAUCAACGCAGAUCACAUCUACUGCCCUGACUGCGCCAAGAAGCUGUAAAGUGCACUGUCAGCUCUGCAGAGGGUCCCAGUUUAAAGGGGUAUUACACCAAAACUGACUUUUAGACUGUUAGUUUGCAAAAAAUAUUUUCUCAUAGUUUUCGCAGUGUGCAGUUUCUGAAUUAGCCUUACAAUGUAAAAACAAAAAGUCUGUUUUGGUGAAACGUCUUAGAGAAUAUUAACAUGAGUAUUCAUUUAAAUAUGCACUAGCUUGGUCAUCUAUUGAUAUUAAUGCACUGUUAGGAUAGGAUACUAACACGGCAAAAAAUUGUUCUUUUUGGAUUGUGACAUAUCUAACCUAGCAUUAUGAGAUAGAUGCAUUUUCAGUGCCUUACUGCUGUGGUUCCCAGCCUUUUUUUCCAACCCCCUUAGUCAUACCUGAGUCCCUAGAACCCAUUUGGAAAAACUAAACAUCAGUUUUAAUUAAUUUAUUGACAAAAUUCCAACAGAAUAGGCCUAUCUGACAGGUUCUUUCCUCAAAGAUCUAUAUGUAAACUAUCCAUUAUCACAACAGUGUAUUAGGGCCACACUUAAACAAGACUAGGUUAAAACCUAGUACAUGGCAGACCGCAACUAUCUGGGAUGUCUGUUGAAAUGCCUGACUGGCAGAGUAAUUUUGUCAUUAUUGUUUUUUGUUUUGUUUUUUUUGUGAGCCAAAUUUAUUGCGGCAACUUAAAUGUAUACAUGCUGUCCUCUCUGUCUGUCUGUCUGUCCUCUUAAUAAAGCUCUUCUCUGUGUACAUAUGAAA
Cheilinus undulatus (humphead wrasse) is the source of this 1853-nucleotide messenger RNA. It is a transcript of the gene fhl1a, whose product is annotated as four and a half LIM domains 1a. Gene Ontology annotation, molecular function: transmembrane transporter binding. The coding region runs from base 261 to 1106 and encodes 281 amino acids. The record is from RefSeq and is a predicted model, not a curated record. The transcript has 7 exons. Lineage: Eukaryota; Metazoa; Chordata; Actinopteri; Labriformes; Labridae. Gene Ontology annotation, biological process: muscle organ development.